Molecule: messenger RNA, 2463 nt
Organism: Macadamia integrifolia
Lineage: Eukaryota; Viridiplantae; Streptophyta; Magnoliopsida; Proteales; Proteaceae
Product: riboflavin synthase
Exons: 2
Coding region: 1392-2222 (276 amino acids)
Biological process (GO): riboflavin biosynthetic process
Molecular function (GO): riboflavin synthase activity
Source: RefSeq, a predicted model, not a curated record
GUUAUCAUCUCUGCAAUCCCUAACCACAUUCAUUGUUCCCUUUCCAUUUCCACAACCGCCUCCCUCUGAAAAUGUUCUCCCACUUCUGUUCCAAUCUUUGAUCAUUAUGAAUUUGUGUUUUGCUUUACUUUUUUUGGUUUACGACUGCAUAUUUAUGGAAACUAUCUCCAUUAGAAUCCUUAAUUUGUAUUUUUUUUUUUUUUUUUUUUUUGUCACAGGAGAUGCCCUAUUACAACUUUUUUGCUCAUUUGGAUUGCGUUGUAGCUUAAUCAGAAAAUAUCGAAUUUUGAGAUAGGGCCAUGAUGACCACAUAGAUUAGGAGAUCUGUAGCAAAAAACGUUGAGAUGGAUUCUCUCUCUUGUGUUAGGAAGAGCUGAUGUUCAUUUUCCCUUUUUAUCAUUUUUUCUUCUACUUGUGCUUCUGAUGCAUGUUCCUGUGGUUAUUCAUGAAAAACCAGAUCGUCGUAAUGCUCUAUUUGUCAUGUAGAACAAUGGAUUUGCCUCUAUUCUGCUUUUUAGUUUCAAAACCAGACACUUUAUCCAUUGGAUGUCUUGAUUUGAUAAGCUUGACUUGGGACGAACAGGUCUUGGAAAACUCUUUUGAUCUACUUGCUUUUCUAAUGUAUUGACGAUGCCAUUUACAAAUACCUUCUGCAACCUUAGGUAGAUAAAAUCAAGGGUUUUAGGAUCUUGAACUUCUUAAUGUGGUUGCUCCUAUACCUCAAUAUAUUAGCAUGCUCAUUUAUCUCUCACUGCUGGUCCUGAUUUUCAUACCAUGUAUAUGUAAAAUGAUUAUAUGCACACUAAUCAACACACCAACCAUUAUCCAUAAAAAUUAUGCCCUAUUUUUAAUAUACUGCCAUGCUUCUUUCCUGAAAUAUAUCAUACACCAAUUUGUGCUGAACAUGUUUCCAGAAACAAAAAAUUCAAACAAUUUUUUCUACUCCAAAAACUGUUUCUUAGCACAGAAAUGGAAAAAAACUGUUUCUUCUGUUUUUGUGUAACAGUAGAAACAAAAUCAAACAGGCCUUUAGAAACCUAUUUUGCACUUCCGCCCCUCAGAUCUCUCCCCGACUACCCCAUCCUUCCCUAUCUAUCGACUGAAGAGAAAACUUGAAGGUCGGAGACUCGAAACCCUUGCCAGUCACCCCUGAAAGUUCGACCCUCACUGUCCUAGAAGCAAUCGGAGGAGGCACUGUUGCAGGGUUGGAGCAGUUCCAGGAGUCUCUUGCUGACAGCAGAUCGGUUUCAACCAAACAAACCAAACCAAAUUGCUUGUGAAUCGGUAACCAAACCAAAUGAAAACGGCUAUUUGAAACCGAAUAAAAUCAGAUAACCAAAACCGAAUACUGUUAGGUUUCAAUUUCAUAAGCCUUCUUUCGCGCCAAAACUAUGGCAGCUUUUUCUCCCCUCCUAUCAGUCUCUAGAACUUCAACAGCACCUCUGCAGAACCUUGUUUUAAACCCCCAAAUGUUUCUUUUGAGAGCACAACUUAGAUUCAAUUCCAAAUUGUUAUCUUCCUCGUCCAGUCUAUUCUUCACUACCUUCAGGAAGUCAAAAACACCGAUCCAACACCUACGUCGUCGUGACCACUCUCAUUACAACCCAAUUCAAUCCCUUUUCACAGGGAUCGUCGAAGAGAUGGGUGAAAUCAAGCAACUGGGUUAUGUGGAAAAUGGGUUCGUGAUGAAGAUUGCAGCAAGAACAGUUCUUGAAGAUGUCAAGCUUGGGGACAGCAUUGCUGUCAACGGAACCUGCCUUACAGUGACGGAGUUUGAUAAGGAUGCCUCAGUGUUCUCGGUUGGUCUUGCCCCAGAGACCUUGAGGAAGACCUCCUUGAUUGAGCUCACUACCGGGUCGCUCGUCAAUUUGGAGAGAGCCCUCCAGCCAUCGACACGAAUGGGUGGGCAUUUUGUUCAGGGCCAUGUUGAUAGCACAGGAGAGAUCGUCUCCAUCAAGCCUGAAGGGGAUUCAUUGUGGGUGAAGGUGAAGACGUCGCCAGAAUUGCUCAAGUACAUUGUUCCCAAAGGGUUUAUAGCUGUGGAUGGGACUAGCUUGACCGUAGUCUCUGUUUUUGAUGAGGAGAAAUGCUUUAAUUUCAUGUUGGUUGCUUAUACUCAGCAGAAUGUGGUCAUUCCUUUGAAGAAAGUUGGGCAGAAGGUGAAUCUGGAGGUGGAUAUACUUGGUAAAUACGUGGAAAGACUACUCAAAGGUGGUUCUUGAUAAAAAAUAUCUUAGGAUUCUUGAGAGUCUACUACCUUUGUAACCUUUUCUGGAAAUUGAAAACCCCAAUAAUCUUUUUUUCUUUUCUUUUCUUUUUCUUUUUUUUUUAGGAGAUUUUAAGUCCCUUUUCUUAUUGUGUUCAUUGAAUUAAAGUACAAUUUGAUGUUAGGUGGUAAGAAUUACACAAAAUGUGAUGUAAUCUUCUUAUGGUGACCGAUUAGAGACCUGUUUGUCUAGUGCA